CGCACGACCACCAGCCCUUGUCUCAUAGCACACAAAGUUUCUGCAAAGAUGUCCGCUGCCGACAAAGUCCAACAGCACCCCGCCUUCCAGCAGGCCCAAAAUAAAGUUAGCUACUAUGUGUCCCAGCUUGACAAGGAGCUCACGAAAUAUCCCGCUCUGAACACGUUCGAGCAACGCACCCAAGUCCCCAAGACCUACGCCUUCCUCGGCGCCGUAGGCAUCAUCGGUCUCUUCCACAUGUUCAACGCUCUUGCGUCGCCCACCUCUAACCUCGUCGGCUGGGCCCUCCCCGCCUACUUCUCCUUCCGCGCGCUCGAGAGCCCCGGCCCCCAGGACGACACCCAGUGGCUUACGUACUGGGUCGUCUUCGGCUUCUUCAACUUCCUGGAGAGCUUUGCCCUCCGCAUCGUUCUCUACUACUUCCCCUGGUAUUUCACCUUCAAGACUCUGUUCACUCUCUGGCUACAGCUCCCUGCCUUCCGCGGCGCUCAAACCGUGUACCACACCGUCUUGAAGCCCGCUUUCGCCAAUGUCAGCUCGCGCGCUGUUUCUGCGACUACCAACUCACAGCCCGAGACCACAGGCUACACGGCGGAGUAAAUGAACGUCGUCUCUACCUUUCUCUGGCGUUGGUUCGUUGAAUCCAGUCGUCACCCUUCCGUUUCCUGGUGACGAUUGGUGGGUGUCAAAUAGACCUUGUUUGGACCGAAUGCUCUGUUUCUUUUCUCCCUCUCAUGAAGCGCUUGAAACAUACUCGCGAACUUGCCCUUUCCCCGCUGUCUUCUUAUUAUUUGUAUAUUCUAAGAACGAUCUGCGAUGACUCUAACGAGCUGAUAAUAUAUGCCAGUACUCUGCAC
Molecule: messenger RNA, 857 nt
Organism: Gloeophyllum trabeum ATCC 11539
Lineage: Eukaryota; Fungi; Basidiomycota; Agaricomycetes; Gloeophyllales; Gloeophyllaceae
Exons: 4
Coding region: 49-600 (183 amino acids)
Source: RefSeq, a predicted model, not a curated record